Messenger RNA from Sipha flava (yellow sugarcane aphid), 1017 nucleotides. Its product is annotated as probable serine/threonine-protein kinase DDB_G0280111. The transcript has 2 exons. The record is from RefSeq and is a predicted model, not a curated record. NCBI's taxonomy places the organism in Eukaryota, Metazoa, Arthropoda, Insecta, Hemiptera, Aphididae. Bases 18 to 887 code for a protein of 289 amino acids.
UUAUAGAUAUAAAUAAAAUGGAGACCGAAAUUAACGCUCGUCGUAAAUACGACAAACUAAAAAUGAGACUGUGUAUGAUUGAAAAAGCAGAGGUGACAAAUCAGAUCAAUACACAGCAAAUUAUGCAGAAUAUUAAUAUGUUAUCCUCAAGUGUGAGAACAGGUGGAGUAAUAGAAUCAAUGACAAACGUUCAUUGUGAUAAAAGAUAUCAACAAGCAUACUCGUAUUCACCUCCUCCAGUGAAACCAAUAACAUCUUUACUAGAAUCAGCUUCUCCAUCAAUACCGCCGCCACCUCCAUCACCCAAAACAGGACCUUCUUCUGAAUAUGCACCAUAUGUAAUCAAUUCAGAUCUAUUGCAAUCUAUGGCUAAAGAAUUAAGGAAACCUGAUGGUAAAAAUAUUAGGAAAAUUCCAAAGCGUGUGGAUAUGAAAAUUCCUAGUAAGAACACAAAAAAUGCUGAACAAAAUGUUGCUCUUCCAUCACCAACAUCUCCACACCAAAAGUCAUAUGUAGAUCCUUCUAAACAGGAAGCAUAUUUUAUCAAUUCAGAUAUAUUGCAAUCUAUGACUAAAGAAUUAAGGAAACCUGAUGGUAAUAACAUUAGGAAAAUUCCAAAGCGUGUGGAUAUGAAAAUUCCUAGUAAGAACACAAAUAAUGCUGAACAAAAGGUUGCUCUUCCAUCACCAGCAUCUCCACACCAAGAGUCAUAUGUAGUGCCUCCAGCACCACCACUACCUUCAAUAACAUUAGUAGCUCCAGAAUUAUAUAUUGAUCCUCCAGCCCUAUUAGAACAUCCAUUAAUAUUAGAAGCUACGAAGUCACUUGUAGAGCCUCUAACACUACAGUCAUCUCAAUUAAUACCUCCAACGAAUAAUAUAGACUAACCACAAUUUACGUACUUAUUUGCUAUCACUAUCACUUUCAGCCCAUUUUUUUAAUACAUACAUCUCGACCCUGAACUCUCUAAGUAUCAAAAUUCGGUGGUCCGGUAAAUAGUAUGACGAAAAUAUAUGA